Solanum lycopersicum (tomato) is the source of this 1507-nucleotide messenger RNA. Its product is annotated as transcription factor MYB26-like. The record is from RefSeq and is a predicted model, not a curated record. NCBI's taxonomy places the organism in Eukaryota, Viridiplantae, Streptophyta, Magnoliopsida, Solanales, Solanaceae.
GUUACUAGUAUCCAAAAAAUUAUUGUACUGUAGUACUCAUCAAUUCUCAUGAGCAUCUAUUAUAUAAGACAUUGAGUCCCUCCACUUCUCUUUCCACACAAACUCAAUAUUUGAGGUCUAUUUGUAGAAUCUGUUAGUGUUACAGUAGUAAUUAAUUUGUAUAUUUUUAUAAAAAAAAAAUGGGGCAUCAUACAUGUUGUAACAAACAAAAAGUGAAGAGAGGUUUAUGGUCUCCUGAAGAAGAUGAAAAACUUAUUAAUUACAUUACUACUUAUGGUCAUGCUUGUUGGAGCUCUGUUCCUAAGCUUGCAGGGCUUCAAAGAUGUGGGAAAAGUUGUAGAUUGAGGUGGAUAAAUUAUCUAAGACCAGAUUUGAAACGUGGGAGUUUCUCCCCUCAAGAAGCAGCACUUAUCAUUGAGCUCCAUGGAAUUCUUGGUAACAGAUGGGCGCAAAUAGCGAAGCAUUUACCUGGAAGAACAGACAAUGAAGUAAAGAAUUUUUGGAAUUCGAGUAUCAAGAAGAAGCUCCAUCUUUCUCAUGGAAUCCUCCCUGAUAACUCCAUCAUCAUUCCUACUUAUAACAAUCUCAUCACUAAUCCAAUCCCUAAUCCUUCUUUUGAUAAUUUCUACUCAUUCAAUCCCAAUGUUCCUAGUACUAAUAGUUUCAUGUCAAGUAUAAGUUCUCCCCUAAUUCUUGACCAAAUGAACAACAUUAAUCAUAAUGGGGAUUUGAAUUUAACUAAUCAUGUGAUCAUGCCUAAUUCCCUUCCUAAUUUGUCAUUUGACUCAAUUUCAAAUGAUCCUACAUGGUUUAAUUUCAAUUAUCCUAAUCAUCUUCAACAUGAUCUUGAAUAUAACCCUAGUGUUAUUAAACAAGACAACUCCAUUAAUUCCAUGGUCACCUCCAACAUUUCAUUGAAUUGCACUAAUGGGGAGAAUUUCAUGGAUUCAACAAACGCGGCUAUCAAAAAUCAUCAAGAUCUGAUGAUGACACUGCCUAAGCUUUCUGAAAUGAUAAAGGAGAAUGAAGAUGGCAUUCUAGAAUCAACUCCAAUUGUGUCACAACAUAGUGACACCAUGGUGGUCAAGAGUGCUCUCCCAUGUACUAGUUAUAUUAUGAAUCCACAUAAUAAUUUGCAUAGAGUCGUCAAUAAAGUUGAGCUAAUGAAAUCCUUACACAUGUCGUCAUCAUCAUCAUCGUCAUCAUCAACAUCAUCGUCAUGGUCAGCACUUUCAUGCAACCAAUUUAUGAUGAACCCUAGAACUUGGGAUUCAUAAGAGACAUGUUGAUGACUUUUGUGAUGAAAAUGGCCAAAGAAGAAGAUGGUAAGCUUUUUAUAUUCUAAAGGGAGUUUUUAUGAUUAUUAUAAUUGUGUAGCUAUAAUUUAAAUUUGCAUAGUUAAAUUGAGAACUUUAGUUACAUUUAUGUUAAUUUAUUAUUAUGCAGUUUUCUUGUUCCCUCCUGUGAAGUACUAGUCUUUGUAUUGUAUUAUACUGUAUCAAUAAAU